Salarias fasciatus (jewelled blenny) is the source of this 1405-nucleotide messenger RNA. It is a transcript of the gene pdcd5, whose product is annotated as programmed cell death 5. Lineage: Eukaryota; Metazoa; Chordata; Actinopteri; Blenniiformes; Blenniidae. Gene Ontology annotation, molecular function: DNA binding. The coding region runs from base 154 to 531 and encodes 125 amino acids. The transcript is spliced from 6 exons. The record is from RefSeq and is a predicted model, not a curated record. Gene Ontology annotation, cellular component: cytosol; nucleus.
UCUGUGUUUGAUUGUUCCUCCCUGAAUCGACUCUUCCGCAGUUGAUUCGUCACCCUGAGAACGGGCCUAGCCUCCGACUGCAGUUUAGUGCGAGUUUUCGUGCGAUAUUGAAUCCCGUUUCAUCCGAUUGGGUCCAUAUUAUAGCGUUAAACAAUGGCGGACGACGAACUGGAGGCUAUCAGGAGGCAGAGGAUGGCGGAGCUGCAGGCAAAGCACGAGAAUGCUAAUAGUCAGCAAGGAGAGGAGGCCAAACAAAGAGAAGAUGAAAUGAGGAACUCUAUAUUGGCUCAAGUUCUAGAUCAGCAGGCCCGUGGCAGGUUGAGCAAUCUUGCAUUGGUGAAGCCAGAAAAGGCAAAGGCAGUUGAAAAUUAUCUUAUUCAAAUGGCUCAGUUUGGAAAGUUGGGAGGAAAGAUUUCGGAGUCGGGCUUGAUCGAGAUCCUGGAAAAAGUCAGCCAGCAAACAGAGAAAAAAACAACGGUCACAUUCAACAGACGGAGGGUGAUGGAGUCAGAUGAUGAGGAUGAUUAUUAACUUGGAAUUAGAGCCCUGGGACGAGCCAAGAAACCAAGAGUUUCUUUAAUUCACUGGGACUCUUUAUGGCAUCUUUGACGAGUAUUUUCCUCUUAACUCAAUCUCGGGAUGUCACACUAGCUUGUGUGUCUCUUUGGAAACUACACACCAGGACGAAUAGAGUGAACAAGGACAUUGGGCUGACUUAACGGCAUGUGGUGGGGGAAGAGCGGACCGGGUGUCAAGAAGGGCUUUCUUUUGCAACUUAUUUUCAAUCAGCUUGUAACAGUUUGUUCAGCCGGUGUUGUACCCUUCUCCUCUAGUUCUCCCCAGUAGUUACUCUUAUUUUUUUUUUCACCAUGAUCAACAACUGUACUACAAACAUAGGAAACUAUACAAAAUCAAAACGUGCUGCUGCUGAUGCAUCUUUAUCUGGACUCAACACAGUGCUUUGUUUUGGUUUCAAGGCUAACCUCCUUUUAGGUUUGAUUGUUGCUCCCUGGUGUUUUCUUUGUUGCAGAAAUGUAUCUUGAAAGUUUACAUAAAAAUUAAAAAGAAGCCUUAAAUUGAAAUGUUUGUUUUUCUAGUGAACUGUUUCUAAAAUUUUAAUUCAAUAUAUGAAUGACUAGAUUCCUUCUGAAAGGCUCCAACUGGAAUUUGAAUUCACUUUGUUUUAUUAAGUUGAGCAGAAAAGUAGCAACCUUGCAUUCAUCAGUAGCUCUGUUUGAGCCUUUACCUCUGUUGAGGAUGGCUACUUUGAAUUUCAUUUCAGAAACAAGAGUUAACAGAUUGCCAAAUGUACCCAACUUCAUUUGUUACUGAGAGCAUGAAGAAUAAAAGUGACUUUUUCAUGAAGAGAUUGUGCUCUGUUCCAUAACGAUGACACUUCAAAAAA